This is a messenger RNA of Adelges cooleyi (spruce gall adelgid), 1878 nucleotides long. RefSeq names its product neurotrophin 1 (gene NT1). Bases 173 to 1810 code for a protein of 545 amino acids. Lineage: Eukaryota; Metazoa; Arthropoda; Insecta; Hemiptera; Adelgidae. Gene Ontology annotation, molecular function: growth factor activity; Toll binding. The transcript is spliced from 10 exons. Gene Ontology annotation, biological process: regulation of Toll signaling pathway; central nervous system formation; innate immune response. Gene Ontology annotation, cellular component: extracellular region. The record is from RefSeq and is a predicted model, not a curated record.
CACACACUACACAGUGACUUAUCUGUUUGUCUGUCCGCCGGGUCGUCCUCGCGACGUCUUAAGUCGAAUGGUCGUAUUCAAAUCGAAAAGGUCUAUCCGCGCGCGCUCACUUGUUGCACUUGUUGCACUGUUAUCGUGGAAAUGACGACCGCCGCAACACAGCCGUCUUGACAUGCACACAUUUUGGAUAUUUUCCUUGUUGGCGGCCUCGGCGUUUACGGCCGUCGCUUGCGAUGACUUACUAGAAGACUUCCCGUUGGACGACGGUGGUGGUUCGGUCAACAACGAAAACGGCGACUUGCCAAACACAACAGCGGCGGACGGCGUCGGGGCGACCAUCGAUCCGAACAGCGUCGAGCCAGACAGCGAUGCGGCACCGGAUGGUUCCGUGAACAUGGCCGACCGCAAGGCGGACGUGAUGCAGAAGCUGGUGCAGUCGGCGAUGCGCGUGCCCGGCAUGAAGGAGAGACUGGCCCAAGUGGUGCCCAUCAUCAAGGCCAUGACGCCCGCGCAAAGGUUGGCGCUAGCCGGCAUGGUCAUGGGCAAAGGUCAAAUGCACAACCUCCGCGACAAAGCGAUGAACGCUCAGCUGUUGCUUCCCAUAAGUUCGGACAUAGCGUCCAUGCUUAGGACCGCGAACGCCGGCGGCAACAACGGCGACGACUCGUCGGCCAGGGCGUCUAGUUACGGGUCGUAUCAUCUGCCGGGCUCACCUUACCCGUCUAAUCGUUUGCGCCUGCCAAACUCGUUGAUCCGCCGGUAUCCGCAACGGAUUCCUGAGCCACCGGCCAAGAAAAGACCAUACUUGCCCAUAUCCGUGCCCAGACGUCCGGCUAAAAUAACCGAGCACGUGAUUGCCACGCCAGAAAGCCCGUUGGACGACUGCGAAUUGUUCGGCGACAACAUUUGCAUAAGCGUGCAAUCCUAUCCCGAUCUUGAAAUCAUCGAAAGCAUUGAAGACACAGCCAAUAGCAAAACGGCGUUUCAAGCUCUGACCAAAGAUCCUAAAUUUAAUUUGACUAGUGCAUUUGAUGCUAACAUAGCCGAAAGGCGUGCCGACGAUACCCCGGAAGAUGCUAUCUGCCAGAGCCACGUGACUAUCGCAAGACCGAAAAAAGCCAGAUCCACCAACGGCCAGUGGAAAUAUGUGGUAAACACAGACGAGUACGUUCAGACGUUGCGGCUCGAGAAAUGCUUAAAACCCGACACUCGGUGUUCGCACGUUUCCACCAAGUUCAAGUCGACGUGCCGUCAGGUGUACAACUAUCAUAGGCUGCUCACCUGGGAUCAUUUCUCCGGACUUACCAUGGACAUAUUCAAAGUGCCCACGUGUUGCUCGUGUCACCUUCAAGAGUUGAAUCCGUUGACUUCGGAAAGUUUGGAUUCGCACAACUCCGUGUCGGAAGACUUACACACGCAGUCUUCGAACACCAAUCCAAAGAAGUUGCUGUCGGUCAAACGGCUGCCCAUACCGCCGUCUGGUCCUGUCCAGUAUGCAGUCCACGAAACCCUUCCUGCCAAGUACCCGCCGGUCACGAGAAGGCCUUACAAGAAAAAUCGAAAUAGGUCGACCACCACCACCCAAAUUGUGAUGACCGAACCUCCAGGGAUGCAACCGACCACCAGGACCAAUUACAACUACCACCCAAUCAUGGAAUACUUUGUUUCCCCUCAGCCCACACCGCCGGAAGUCCGGGCCCAGGACGUGGUGCAGCGCAAAGCCGACCUGAUGGCUCCCAACGAAUUCCAGGCCGCCAGCAGCGGUUGGAAUCCCAUGAUGGACGAAUUCGGUCCCAGGUCGUUGAGAUGAAACGCGUGACUCUAACUGUUUUCUUUUUUUAUUAUUUAUUUUUUAAAUACACUUAAUUUUUUUUUAUA